Molecule: messenger RNA, 1167 nt
Organism: Acanthosepion pharaonis
Lineage: Eukaryota; Metazoa; Mollusca; Cephalopoda; Sepiida; Sepiidae
Source: the annotation of a GenBank genome assembly
AUGUCAACCUCUUCAGCACAUUUCUUGGCAAAUAUCACCACUGAUUUUUAUACAGGGCUGGUGUCAACAACAACUCCUCCUGACACAACUCCUCCCUAUGUUGGCUACGUAUGUGCCUUAGUAGCCGUUAUUUUUUAUGGGAGCAAUUUUGUACCUGUUAAACAAUUUGAAACUGGAGAUGGUAUGUUUUUCCAGUGGAUUUUGUGCAGUGGAAUAUUCAUAGUGGGUCUAGUAGUCAAUAUUGUUCGAAGGAGUAUCUUUUACCCCUUGGCAAUGGUUGGUGGAGUUGUUUGGUGUACAGGAAAUUUGUGUGUUGUUCCAAUCUUAAAAACAAUUGGCCUAAGUCUUGGUCUCUGUCUGUGGGCCACAGCCAACUUGCUAGCAGGUUGGUUCAGUGCAAGGUUUGGGAUGUUUGGAAUAAAGAAAGAAAUUCCUGGAAAUGAAAUAAUGAAUGACAUAAGUGUGUUUCUUGCAGUACUGAGUGCAGUUGUGUACACCCAAGUAAAGAGUGACAUCAGUAUGUCCCAAGUCAUUCAACGUGUUGAAGAUCCAGACUAUGAAACAGGAAUUACUCAAGCAACAGGUUCAUCAAGUAGACUUGUAUCUGCUGCAGAAUCUGAAACAAUUUACAUUGUUCAGACCAAUACACAAGAUAAACAGGGACUCUCCUUCUUCGAAAAGUUACCUCCCUUGGAAAAAAGGCUUCUUGGUAUUACUUUAGCAAUAAUUUCUGGGAUUUUUUAUGGUUUGAACUUUACUCCUGCCAUCUACAUUCAAGAUCGAAUUAAAAGUUCCAGUAAAAAUGGUAUUGACUAUGUCUUUGCCCAUGUCUGUGGUAUUUUCAUGGCUAGUACACUUUACUUCAUUAUUUAUGUAAUUUAUCAACGUAACAAGCCAAAGAUCUAUCCCACAGUGAUAUUACCGGGGCUGUUAUCUGGCGUCAUGUGGGCUGUGGCAACUGCAUGUUUUUUUGUGGCUAAUGAAGUCCUUUCUGAACCUGUAUCAUUCCCUAUCAUUAACACUGGUCCUGCACUAAUUGCAUCUGGUUGGGGAGUUUUACUCUUCAAAGAAAUUACAGGGAAAAAAAACCUACUGAUUCUCUCAUUCGCCUUUUGCUUGACUAUUUCUACUGGAGUUUUGGCUGGAUUCUCCAAAUCUACUUCAUAG